Molecule: messenger RNA, 9457 nt
Organism: Halichondria panicea
Lineage: Eukaryota; Metazoa; Porifera; Demospongiae; Suberitida; Halichondriidae
Exons: 52
Coding region: 37-9165 (3042 amino acids)
Biological process (GO): sodium ion transmembrane transport; calcium ion import across plasma membrane; cell communication
Cellular component (GO): axon; postsynapse; sarcolemma
Molecular function (GO): calcium:sodium antiporter activity
Source: RefSeq, a predicted model, not a curated record
ACUAGCCUCGGUUCCAGGCCGAUUGAUUCGAGGCUAAUGGCACUGGCAAGAGCAGCACUAGAAGAUGGCAUGCCAAGUAGACACAGUCGAAAGGACCCGCACCUCGACAUGGCUACCCCUCAACAGGGAUUAUUACUCAUUUGCAAAAUGAAGGACUUCACUCUCUUGUUUGUACUUGCAGCAGUUUUCCUCUCCUGCACAACUCCACAAGUAUCGUGCGCUAUACAAACAUUGAUGUUUACAACAGUGGAAUUGUCUGUCGACGAGGGUGGAAUUCCAACCUUAAAUCUGACAUAUGAGGCUAAUCAAACUAUUACCACUGAAGAAUGUACUGGCGCGAAUCUUUUAUUCUUUUCUGCAACGGCAAACCUAGCAAAGGCUGAUGACCUGGUGUCCACACAACCUAUAGAAGUGUGUAUACCCCCAGGACCAAUGAGUGGAACUGUGGCCAUAAUGUACCACCAGACAGUAGAUGAUGAACUUCUUGAGGGUAAUGAAGAUUUUGACGUGUUAAUCUCGAAUGUAGAUACUUCGAUAAUAAUUCCCAUGCAAGGAACAAUUACAGUCACUAUUCUGGACAACGAUGACAAUCCGAUUGUGAACUUGGAAUCAACUGACUUCACUGGUCGUGAGGGCGAUGGUGUUGUGUCUGUUUGUGCUCAAGUAUCAGCUUUUCUCACCAAUAUAACUUUCCCUAUCGAAGUCACUUUCUCAUUUUCGAAUGCUUCAGCAACUCAGGGUUCUGACUACAUGGUGCCUGCUGACACAACAGCAAUGUUUCCGGUUGGAAGUGUGAAUGGAAGUACUGCUUGUGUAAACUUGACAAUAAUCGACGAUGACACUCUGGAUGGCAUUGAAACACUGAAUGUGUCACUAGCAAUAGUUAAUGAUGCUGGCAAUAACGUUAAUCUGGGCCCUAGCACCACUGGUACAGUGACGAUCGAAGACAAUGACAUGGUGACCAUUUCUAUUGUCCCUGUUACAAACUUGAUGUUAAUGGAGGAUGGAAGUGGCUCUCCGCCUAAUAUUCAAGUUAUGAUAUCUCUUGGUAGUAUCAUUUUGGGAAGUGACCUCACUGUUACACUGGCUACUAACGACACAAUUGAUUCUCGGACUGACAUCAAUACCGAUUAUUCAGUACCAGAUCCUUUUCAAGUCACGUUCUCCGCAUUCUCUUUUGUUGAUACCAUAAACGUCAGCGAAAUAAUGGCUAUGGAUGAUGUCUCUAUUGAAGGACCACACAGUUUCAAUGUUUUUCUCCAAUCUGUACCCGCUGCGUUUAUGGAUAAUGUGGAUCUAGACACAACUCCUCAGACAGUGACCAUUGUCGAUGAUGAUGUUUCUCUGGCAACAUACAAUUUGAUAUCAUCAGUGGAUGCCAUUGAAGGAACUGAUAUGACUGUUAAUUUUAUGGCUUUCGUUAUUUUGGCUAAUAGUGCUACGUUAGACACGACCAUCACCAUUGGAAUAGAACAUGACUCUGGAGAUACUGCAGAUUACGUUCUUGAUGACGAUAGUAUAACAUUCACUCCUGGGCAGACCACUGAGGGGAGUAUUGUUGCGGUGACAAUUGUGGAUGACGCAAUCCUUGAAUUUAAUCACAGCUUUACCCUAACCCUUGCCAGUACAUCUGACCCUCCUGGAUUUGUAAGAAACAUGAUGUCACCUCUUGUGGCUACAUUUAACAUUCAGGAUGAUGAAGCGGAUUCAUUGGUCAAGUUUAAUGAAACAACGUACCAGUUUGCAGAAAGUGGUGCUGAUGAUAUGGUGUGCUUGGUGAUCCGAGAUGUCGACUCAAUCAGUAAUGGAGUCUCAUUCAACGUGACAAUCACUCUGACGGGUGAUCCUGGAACACCAAAUGCAGGAUCAACAGAUUUUGGUUCUGGUCUACUUAGUCGCGAUUUUGCUUUCAACUCAAUGAGUGGCCCACUUGUGUGUGAGUCCAUUGAUAUCAUAGAUGAUGACAACUUUGAGGGAACAGAAACUUUCUCUGCAAGCAUAUCUGGAAGCAUUUCUUCUGGUACACUACAAAUCACAACGGAUGCUGCGGAAAUUACAAUUACAGAUCGUGAUGACUGCACAGUGUCAUUUUCAUCAGGCAUCAGUACAGAAUUCACUGAAUCGGACGGCACAGUGAACUUGAGCGUAAUGUUUAGUGGUUUUAGUGGAAUGCGAGUGAAUGGAGACCUUAACAUUUCUCUGAUGGCUCCGUUUCUUGCAACUCCCAGUGGAAUCAACUCGACAGACAUUGGAGAUAUUCCGGAUAUAUCUCUUCCUGAUGGUGGGAAUGCCAGUAAUGUCACAAUACCCAUCCUGAUAAUCGAUGAUGAUAUUCUGGAGAACACAGAGAGCUUGACUAUCACAAUUCCUGACAUCGAAGAUUGUACACUAGGUUCCCCUACAAGUAUUAACCUACGUGUGCAGGAUGAUGAUGCCGGAGACUUUCAAGUGGGGCUGACCCUUCAACCCACGCCUGAUUACGCAGAGGAAAAUGGCGGGGUGAUGGUACAGGUUAUUUUAAGUCGAACAGAUGGCCAACGUAUAAAUCUGGACAGAACCAUCAUAGUCAAUCUUGAUCUAAUUAACGGAGAUGCAGUGGUGACGGACGACUUCACUCAUGAGCCAAUGCCAAAUAUCACAUUCGGGCCGUGUGAAAAUGUUGAUAACUCUUUGACUGAGACUAUUAUGAUCAACUUUGUUGAUGACGAUAAUCUUGAGUUUGACCAUGACUUCAGCGUGAAUAUCACAAAUAUUGAACCUGAGGGAGUAAUGACAACGGGUACCCUGCCCUUGUCACUGAACAUCAUCGAUGAUGAGCCAGCUAGUGUGACCAUCACAUUUGACCAAGCCUCGUUCACUUGUGAGGAGGAUUCUAUAUGCACAGUAACUGGUUCCCUGGAGGGCCUCACUGGAGAGAUCCAAGCUGACUUCAACGUCUCAGUAACUGCUAACUUCACCAUCGAUUCACUGACAAAUUCAUCUGAUGCCUCCCUACCUACACCCUCGGAAAUCAUGUUCUCCGCGGGGGGUUCACACACUUUCGAGUUCGAUAUCAUCAUCAAUGAUGAUGAUGACUUUGAGUCAUUCCAUUCCUUUUCCAUCUCUUUUGACAGCUCAAUGAUCUCCUCUGGAGGUACUAACUCCACUGCAAUUAUCGUGAUUUCAGACCGAGAUGAUGCUGUUAUUGGACUGAGUGUCAUGGGCUCAGCCGAGCAUAGCGAAGGUGAUGAUCUGACCUACUGUGUUAACACCAUGGCAGAGGGAGCCAUUUUGCGUAUGGUUAUGUACAAUAUUGACUUCAACGGAAUCACAGCAGUGUCUGAUGACUUUAUGACUGACAAUACUUCUGUAUCGGACCAAGGAAAUACUCAAGUAUGUUUCAAUGUUACGGCUAUGACUGAUGACAUCUUGGAGGCAACCCAAUCCUAUUCUAUUGACUUGACUUCAUCUAAUGCCAAAGUUGACCCUGCUGCUGCUAACCUGACUAUCAACAUAUUGGAUGUGAACGUUGGUACUGUUACAUUUUCAUUUGAGGCCACAUCCCUGACAGUCACAGAGGGUGUGAACGCCACUGUCUCUCCUCGUUUAGUAAUCGAAAGUGUACCAGCGGGCGGAGUACAGGGAAUCAUCGAAAUAGAUUUAACUGUUUCUCCUAUUGCUGCAACACUUACUGAAGACUACAGUACGACUUCUAUGACGGUAUCCUUUGGUAGUGCUGAUCAUAGUACUCUCUUACCCGCUGAUAUCAACAGGACGUUUACUAGUGCAGCCGAGAUACUGAUAGUUGAUGAUGAACUUCUGGAAGACGCCGAAGACCUGAAUGUACUCUUAACAAUGAGUGGUGUUUCGGGCUCAAGUAUCCUACAGACGGUGAUCAUACUUGAUAAUGAAGAGGCCACUUUGAGGUUCAAUCCUAUUCAGUAUAAUAUAAUGGAGGGGAGCGGAACAUUGAUGGUGUGUGUGGAGAUACUCACUGAGGCUAUGGGCUCUCAGUACAGCAUCUCUGUUGGGCUGGAAACAAUGGAUGGAGCCAAAACAAUUAUUGGUGAUGAUUUUACAACUGGAAUUGGUUUAUCAGUAGAAUUCCCUAGCAUGUCUCCUAUCAACGGAACUAUCGAUUGUGCUAGUAUUUCUAUUAUGGAUGACGAUGUGUUUGAAGGAAACCAGCAAGAUUUCACGGUUAUGAUUGACAGUGCAGUGUACCCCGCAAGUGGAGCUGCUGCAGAUAACGUGAUGUGUAUAAACGACUGUGAAGCCACUGUCACUAUUGAGGACAACGCUGCUGAUUCUGUGACAGUGUCUCUCAACACAACUGGAUCCCCCCUAUCUGCUGUUGAGGGGACGAGCUUGCAAGUGUGUGUCUACAUCUCUCAAGACGCUGCCGGUGGACGAGAGUGUCCCAUUAAUGUUUCGCUGUCAACCUCCCCUGAUGGAGACAAACCAGCCUCAAUGGAAGAUCUUUCAAUAAUAGAUGAGGUGGUGGUGAUUGAAGUGGGUGCAAUGGAAGUGUGCACUUCAGUUACGCUCAUUGAUGAUGACAUAGUAGAGGGAACACAGUCGUUCAGUAUAUUCAUCGUUAAUGCUUCUCUUUUUGUAAAUUUUGACUCCAACAUUCUACUUGACAUCAGUAUUGAGGAUAACGAUUUUGUCAGUGCCACUUUUGGAGAGUCUCCCGUUCCUGUUACUGUCAUGGAGGCAGACAGUGCUUACAGUAGCGAUGUGUGCAUCAUACUGGAUGUAGUACCAGCUGGUGGGGUGGAGUGUGAGUUUGACAUUCUACUGGUACCCAUGAGCAUCGACGCAAUUCUUGACGAGGACUUUUCUCAGUUUCAAGUGGCAGUGCCAGUACCUACAACUGCUAAUGGUGGAGAUAUACUCUGUGCCAUGGGCGCACGCCUGGAAAUUAUUGAUGAUGACAUCGUAGAGUCCGACCAAUCGUUCAGUCUCAACUUUGCUGGCUCUACUAUUCCUGGGGCAGCUAUCUUCGACAACUCGUCUCUUGAUGUUGUCAUAAUGGACGACAGUGAUACUAUCAAGGUUGGUCUAUCAAUGAGAGAGUACACAGUUCCCGAGGGCACAAAUGGCACAGCCUGUUUAGUAACAUUCGGUCAGAUACAACGAAAUUUUAACAUUAUGUUCACUACUGAAUCAUUGACCAACAUACUCAGAGGUGAAACAAGCAGUGUAUCGGAGCUAUUCUCUGUUGAGUUUGGAACCAGUGCUACGUACAACAAUACUAUCAUAAAUCCGGGGCUGUGCCGUGAUUUUUUUAACCAACCUGACAACCUGAAGGAGGGCGUCACAUUGUCAAUGUUGAGGAUAGAGUCAAAUGACUCUGGUGUCUGUUUGGGUCGCGAUCAGGCCCUCGUGAUUGAACAAGGAAAUGGAGUUGUGGUUGCUGUUGUGACGGCUACUAGUCUGAAUGUGAAUGAGAGUGAUGGAGCUGUACUGGUGUGUGUCUCUCUCAGCCAGCUUCCCUUUCAAGAUAUUGUGAGCGUCAGUGUCAUCACCAGCUCAGGAACUGCUCAGGGAGAUGAGGAUUAUAUUUUAGUGGAUGUAGUUCUUGAGUGGCACCAAGAUUCUGACCUCACUCAGUGUGUGAGUGUGGCCAUCAUCAAUGACGAGUGUGUGGAGGAGAAAGAAGAAGUGUUCACUGUCUCUCUGUCCACAGAGGAGGAGUGUGUUGACAUCGGAUCAGACAACCAAACUACUGUCACCAUUCUGGAUGAUGAUCGGCUGCUUGUGGAUUUCAGAGAUCAAGAUAUGGUAGAGGAAUCUGCUGGCAAUGUCACCUUGUGUGUGUACAUCUGUGAUGGAGUGCUUAAAAGAAAUGCAAGCAUCACAUUAGCUACAAAGGAGAUGACGGCACUUUCUCCUGCAGACUUCAGUGACUCUUCCUACGAGUUAAUCUUCACGCCAGAAAACGCUGAUCAGGACUUGUGUGUGAUAAUCUAUAUCGUCAAUGACACCAUAUACGAACUGACUGAGCAGUUUAUGGCUGUUCUGACCACCAACGACUCGUGUGUAGAGUUCAAGCAAGAGUCCACACCAAUCUCAAUACUAGAUGAUGACUGUGUAACUCUUGAUCUACAACCAGAAUUGGAAAUGGUAGCAGAAUCGGACGGAGUGAUUGAGGUGUGUGUCUCUCUGUCUGGAGAGCUGGAGACCAGUGUCAAUGCCAUGGUCUUUACUGUCCCUGGAAAUGCAAACGCUGAGGAUGACUUCUCAUUUGACUCCGUCAUGAAUGGUACUGGAAACAGUCCAGUAAUAUUAACCUUCACCGAGGCUGGGGAGCAAUGUGUCAACAUCUCCAUAGCAAUGGACAACUUGCUAGAGACCUCCGAACAUUUCUCUGUAGUGAUGGGCUCUCAGGAUGACAGAGUGAAAUUGAAGAACCGCAUCUCACGAAUCUACAUCAUUGACAGUGGAACGGUGAGGUUUGGGUUCUCUCAGAGUGUGUACCCAGUCCCUGAGGAGGACGCCAGUGGAGAGGGUUACAUCUUGGAGGUGUGUGUGGAGCUCUUCUCUGGAGAGCUGGACAGAGAGGUUGUCAUCAUUCUGGAAGAUCAGGAUGGAUCAGCUAUUGGAGGGAAAGAUUAUGUAGAAAUUGAGGAAGAUAUUACAAGUGUGGACAUUGUAUUUGCACCUGCACCGGUACAUCCUCACUGGGGAAGAAGGAAGCGAGCAGCAGCAGCACUACCUCGGUGUGUGAAUGUGACCAUUCUGGCCGAUGAUCUGGUGGAGAAUGAUGAGUUAUUUAGUCUGGUAUUGAGCAGUGUAGACCCUGGAGUUACUCUCAUGCCAGCCAACGCUACUGUAGUCAUCUUAAAUAAUGACUAUGCUAACGUGAGUCUGGCCCUAAACGCCUACCAUGUGGCCGAGAGUGAUGGCAAUGUGUCUGUGUGUGCUGUUCUGCUCGGAGGGGAACUAGCCCGGGAAGUGGCCGUCAAUAUCACUACCACUGACACCGUAGGAACAGCUACUGCUGGCUCUGACUACACCUCAGUGACGGACUACACCCUGAGCUUUGCCGCUGGCUCUCCAGUGAACUCCAUGUCAUGUGUGGACAUUGUGAUCCUUGAAAACAGUGCAGUGGAGGACAUUGAAGUUUUUGUUGUGGAGCUGUCCACCAGUGACCCUGUGAACAUCCUGUCACCUGACAAUGCUCCAGUGAUCAUCUUAGACAAUGAUGUCCUUAGAGUCGGGCUCGUUAAUUCCAGUUUCACUGUGAAUGAAACUGAUGGCUAUCUGACAGUUGGAGUUCAGAUUCUGGGUGGCAGUUUGGAGUUGGAAAAGAUUGUGUUGAUAUUCACAACAGCUGAUACUGCUACUCCAGGCCGUGACUAUGUGGAGCUUUCGAAUAAGAUUUUGAGUCUCCCGAGUGGACUGGGGGUUGGAGACGUGGUCUACUUCAAUGUGAGCAUCCUCAACGAUGAUGCAGUGGAAGAGAUGUUUGAGAACUUCACUGUCCACCUGAAUGACACGGUUCGUGUGUCUGUCAUUGGAAAUCGCUAUGCUGUUGUCGAUAUCAUGGAAGAUGAAACAGAUAUGCUUGGAGUCGGACUUGUUAGUUCCAGUUUCACUGUGAAUGAAACUGAUGGCUAUCUGAGAGUUGGAAUUGAGGUUUCGGAUGGCAGUUUGGAGUCGGAACAGACUGUGUUGAUAUCAACACAAGCUGGUACUGCUACUCCAGGCCUGGACUAUGAGGAAAUCCUGAGUAUGAUAUUGAUUCUCCCGAGUGGACUGGGGGUUGGAAACGUGGUCUACUUCAAUGUGAGCAUCCUCAACGAUGGGGCAGUGGAAGAGAUGCUUGAGAGCUUCACUGUCCACUUAAAUGACACGACUCGUGUGUCCGUCAUUGGAAUUCGCUAUGGUGUUGUUGAUAUUGAGGAGGAUGAGACAGAUGUUGUCAUGGUAACGUUUGGUCAGGCUGAAGUGUUAGUGAAUGAGGGCGACAGUAGCAGCGUGUGUGUCAACAUCACUGGUCAACUGGAACGACAGGUGGCUAUCAGUGUGUCCGUCUCCGGAGGCUCUGCAAGCACGGGUUCAGACCAUGAUUUCCCGGCUUCUACUUUUUUCAGUUUUAGCUCCUCCCCUGACACUUACUGCAUCUCCUUCAACACCACUCAAGAUGCCAUUUAUGAAAAUGAUGAGACCAUCUCUGUUCGUGUUGACUCCUCUGACCCUCAAGUCAAUACUGGUGCUAUCAGUACAGUCAGCAUUCUUGACAAUGAUAAAGUUGAGUUUCAGAUGGUGAUAGUCAAUGAGACGGUGUGUGAGAGUGACGGUUCUGCCAUGGUGUGUGUACAGCUGAUGACAGUCACUGAGAGAGAAGUCAUGGCCAGUGUGCAGCUGUCUGAUCUCAGUACUCAGAGUGGAUUGGACUACACUACUUCCACAGUGACCUUCAGUUUCCCCAACCCAUCUGCUGCUGACACAAUGCAGUGUGGAUUUGUACCUAUAAUGGAUGACACCAAUGUUGAGCCUUGUGAAGCUUUCUACCUGAACCUCACCUCCUCUGCUGAUAGGAGCUGUAUUGUCGACGAUGACCUGCCUAAUACUGUGAUCAUCUAUGAUGAUGAAGAUGUGGAUGAGUUGCUUCUUUUCAACGACUCUCCACAAAUCGUUGGUAGGAGCCUCACUGUGGACUACACCAUAUCCGGGUGUGCUCAAGUUUUGUGUCAAGUUAUAUCAAGAGUAGACGAGGUUGACUGUUCUCCCCCUACUGGUAGCCUCACUGGACAAUGGUUCCAAGAGUCAGUCACAACCAGGAGAACUAUCAAUAGGCUUCUUCUUACUGCUGUGCCACGCUGUCCCAGUCAGGUUGUUCCUGUAGGGUUUGAAGAAAGACGUUUCCGUAUAGAUAUCCCACAGUGUGGUGUGGUAUUCACUGACCAGCAGUACGAGGUUGACCCUGUAUCUGGUGACGUGACUGUGGAGUGGGCCGGAACUGGACCAACUGCUGAAGUCAAUGUCAGUGAAUUCACGUGUCGUCUGCCCGAUGGAACAUCUACAGAUUGCACCAGUCCAUUUGUGAUCACUGGUCUAGCUCAAGGUGUUUCCCACACCUUCUCAGUAACACCUCGGCAAAUCAGUAAUUCUAGCCUGCCUCAAUGUGCCAGUAGGAGAGGAUUAAUUGGUUCCGUCCUUACCAUCCAACUCUAAGAACAAUUUCCUGUUAAUGCUUUUCUCAUAAUUAUGGUUAACUAGUUCCGUCUUUUUUAAUCUGUAGUGAAUACAAGUAGACUGAACAACUUCAUGUAUGACAUUAUAGUAAUUUUCAUCUGUAUAUAAUUAUACCAUGCAUGCAUGUAAUUAUAAAUAAUACAUAUCAACUGUCAGUGCAUGCAUGCAUGAGAUAUAAUUAUGAUUACUAAGUCAAUCCGUUCUUAUCUCAAUCGGCACUCUUGACUCAUUUUCUCGUUCUCACUGCAUUACAUGGCCCUAGCUAUACUGA